AUGUCGACCACUCUGCUUGACCUGCACCCAGACGUCUUCCAUGCUAUCGCUGGGAAUUUGAGCAUUGAAGAUUACUACAGUCUGAGUCUUGUCAACAGACAUCUGCGAGCUCUGCUUACCGAUGAUCACUGUGUUAGGCACUGUAUCAAACACAACCUCUCCUCCUCCAUCGAAGGUAGAGCGGUCACCCGCCACGGGCAAGGCUACUGGCAAAGUAUAAGCCGGAUUCAUCAACAGCGGGAGGCUCUGAAAUAUGCUGACCCGUACUCUGUGAGCCAAAUUGCCGAUGUCGAAAGCUUUCUGUACGCAGAUGGAGCGCUGGUCUACCUUACCCCCGGUCAAAGCACUGUACGAAUACUUGAUCUUUGCAAAAGAGGUCAGGAAGAAAAGGUCCUCAGUAGGGCCUUCAUCAUCAGCAAACUGUCAAGAGAGGCCAGCACCGAUGCUUCGUAUAUCGACUGGGACUUACAGCUCCGGGCCUACAAGGACGAUAUCGUAUGUGUCUCUGCUACACGAGGCAGACGGCUCAGGGGUUUCUUGCUCGCGUUUGAUGUGAGCGAGGGCGACCAGCAAGAACGGUGUCUGCUGUGUGCGCCUCUUCCCGAAUAUGGAGUUCGAAAAUUACAAGUAGUAUCUAACAAGCAGUAUCUAUACUAUUGUUGGCCAAAUCGUCCCCGUUAUUGGGACCCAAGGGAUGGCAGAGCGCACUGGUCUGCUCAUGGAUUUCAUUUGCGCAACGCCGCCAGUCGCGACACCAAUUCGCUGAAUACAGCCACAUGCUACGCAUCUGGCGAUACUUUGGGGAAGCAGGAGGCACACAGUAGCGACUUUUUCUCCUCGAAGUGGAUCCAAAGGGAGCCUUUCCAACUCUGCGGUCUAUCGGGCCUGGAUGUCGGUACGACCAUCGCUUUCACGAUUUUCGAUGAUCAUUUCAUCGCAGUGAGCAACGCCAAACCUGUAGAUUGUCGAGGUUCCGAGCAUUUAUCGCCAUACAACUGCUAUUAUCACUACGUUAUGUUUCCUUUAGACGACCGCCAUCCUUCUAUCCGCACCAAAUUCAUCACGCGACGCAACAACGAUGAGGGUGUGAUUCACGACUCAUGGACUCGAAUGUCCUUUGGAGUGGACGAAGUCACUGGCAAGCUAUUGUUGACUGAGGCGCGCCGUGAAUGGAAAACGAACACAGAGGACAAGAUGGAGGCUGGAUAA
Messenger RNA from Cyphellophora attinorum, 1209 nucleotides. RefSeq lists its product as uncharacterized. Lineage: Eukaryota; Fungi; Ascomycota; Eurotiomycetes; Chaetothyriales; Cyphellophoraceae. The record is from RefSeq and is a predicted model, not a curated record. The coding region runs from base 1 to 1209 and encodes 402 amino acids. The transcript has a single exon. Gene Ontology annotation, molecular function: protein binding.